Molecule: messenger RNA, 4046 nt
Organism: Clarias gariepinus (North African catfish)
Lineage: Eukaryota; Metazoa; Chordata; Actinopteri; Siluriformes; Clariidae
Gene: rab3gap1
Product: RAB3 GTPase activating protein subunit 1
Exons: 24
Coding region: 72-2966 (964 amino acids)
Biological process (GO): positive regulation of GTPase activity
Molecular function (GO): GTPase activator activity
Source: RefSeq, a predicted model, not a curated record
UACUUCCUCCGAGACUACAUUUCCCAUAAUGCACUCGGAGCAGAAGGCAGCGUUAAUAAACAGAGCGGAUCAUGGCGGCUGACAGUGAUCCCGAGUGUGAGGUGUUUGAGAUCACGGAUUUCACCACAGCGUCCGAGUGGGAGAGGUUCGUGUCCAGAGUCGAGGAAGUGCUCAACGACUGGAAACUGAUCAGCAGUAAUGUUGGAAAGCCUCCUGAAAAGGGAGAGUACACCACGGGCACGUGGGAGGAGGAGUCACGUGAGAUCAACUUCGCCGAUUUCAAGUUUUCCAUCACGCACCAUUACCUGAAACAGGACUGUGCUGAGGGCGAGGGGAAGGAGGACGGCGAGGAAGAUGCCUUUCCUCUGGCCAUGCAGGACCUGCUGUGCAUGAACAAUGACUUUCCUCCAAGAGCUCACUGCCUUGUCAGAUGGUACGGAGUGCGGGAAUUUGUGGUCAUCUCACCUGGAGCGAACUGUGAAGCCAUUAUCAGCGAGUCCAAGUGCAACCUGCUGCUCAGCUCCGUCUCGAUCGCUUUGGGAAACACUGGCUGCCAGGUGCCGCUGUUCGUGCAGAUCCAGCAGAAGUGGAGGAAGAUGUACGCGGGCGAGUGCCAGGGCCCCGGGGUUCGUACCGACUUCGAGAUGGUGCAUCUGCGUAAGGUUCCCAGCCAAUACAACCACCUCUCAGGCCUGCUGGAUAUCUUCAAAGCCAAAAUAGGCUGCCCUCUGACACCGCUACCACCCAUCAACAUCGCCAUCCGCUUCACCUACGUCCUCCAAGACUGGCAGCAGUACUCCUGGCCCCAGCAGCCUCCUGACUUCGACGCACUGCUUGCCGGAGAAGUCGGAGGCGUCGAGUUCGGCAAACUUCCGUUCGGCGCUUGCGAAGAUCCAAUAAGUGAGCUGCACCUGGCGACAACCUGGCCUCACCUGACCGAAGGCAUAGUUGUGGACAAUGACGUAUACUCUGAUUUGGACCCCAUCCAAGCUCCUCAGUGGUCCGUCAGGGUGCGGAAAGCGGACAAUCCGCAGUGUCUGCUGGGUGACUUUGUCACCGAGUUCCUCAAGCUGUGCAGCAGGAAGGAGUCCACGGAUGAGAUACUGGGAAAGAGUUCGGCCGAGGAGGAAAGUAAAGAAAACAGCGACAUCACUCAAGCGUUGUCGAAGCUGACGGAGCCCUCGGCGGUGCCCAUCCCUAAGUUGUCCGUCUCAAACAUGAUGCACAGCGCCCGCAAACGCAUUCGCCGGCACCGCCGUAACGAUCAGUCUCCGCUUAAUAGCGACGUCCUAAACUCCAUACUACUGUAUCUUUUCCCAGAUUCGGCGCUGGACAAAUCGGACUCCAACGAACCCAAAGCGCCUCAGGUCAACGCUGGAGGAAAGAGCGAUCAAGAUAAAGAAACGGAGGACGCGAAUCUGUUUAACGUCCUGAAGUCCUCUCCGUGGGACUGUCUGACCUACAGGCUGGCGCUGUGUGUGUGUUUGGUGAAUUUCUACCACGGCGGUGUAAGAGCGGUGGCCCAUCUUUGGCAGGAGUUCGUCCUGGAGAUGCGCUAUCGCUGGGAGAACAAUUACCUCAUCUACGGGUUGCCCGCAGGCCCUCCUGAUCUGCGAUGCUGCUUACUCCACCAGAAACUCCAGAUGCUCAACUGCUGCAUCGAGCACAAGAAAGCGAGGGACAACGCCCGGAAAGACGCAGCAGGUGAAAACGGACUCCCGGUGCCUCAGGUGUCACCGGGGAAGUCCUGGGACUCGUGGAGUGACAGCGAGGACGAGUUCUUCGAGUGUCUGAGCGACGCCGAGGACGUGAAGGAGCCGCCGGCGGAUGGAGCUAAAGGAGCCGGAGCCAAAACGAAGCCAGAGGGUCGACUGCAGCCUCAUGGAAAGCUCACCCUGCUCAACUCGAGCGAGCCGCUGUAUAUACCAGUAACGCAGGAGCCAGCUCCCAUGACUGAGGACGUACUAGAGGAGCAGUCGGAGGUGCUGGCCAAACUGGGUACUUCGGCCGAGGGCGCCCAUCUCCGUGCUCGCAUGCAAAGUGCCUGCCUGCUCUCCGACAUGGAGUCCUUCAAGGCGGCCAAUCCUGGAUGUUCCCUCGAGGAUUUUGUGCGCUGGUACUCGCCAAGGGACUACGUGGAGGAGGAGGUGAACGAUGAGGCGGGCGCGACGGUGGUUCAGGGAUCACUGAGUGCCAGGAUGAAGAUCCCGGGUAACAUGUGGGUGGAAGCAUGGGAGAGCGCCAAGGCCACGCCAGCACGCAGGCAGAGGCGGCUGUUCGACGACACCAAAGAGGCCGAGAGGGUGCUGCACUAUCUGGCAGUGCAGAAACCCUCUGACCUCACACGACACCUGCUGCCCUGCAUCGUCCAUGCCGCUAUACUCAAAGUGAAGGAGGAAGAGGCGGUCGAGGACAUCGCCUCGGUGCGUAAGAUCGUUCCGCAGGUCGUCUCACAUGCCAGUAAGCUUCUGCGCCACCCCAAUCCUGAUCUUAAGAAACUUGAGGACACUAUUAACCAGAUCACGAUGCUGGAGGCUACCGUCGCCCGAGCUCGCUCUCUCAGAGCCAAGUUCGGCCUCGGGAAAGGAGACAGAGGAGAGGACACCGAGGAUCUCGAGCUGUUCGUGAGCUCUCUGCUAGAAGAGCCGGAGGUGGCCGUGAUUGGCGCGGGGCGGGGUCCGGCAGGCAGCAUCAUCCACAAACUGUUUGUCAGCGCUCAGCGGGCUGCCCUGCUGGCACCGUUAGACGAAGAAGCAGGCCGAGUGGGCGGGCCCGACGACCGCAAACCGGCAGGAGGCGGAGUUCCAUAUUUCCCACCCCCAGCCGGACGGGAGAUCCUGCUGCGUACGUGUGUUCCGCGGCCGGCGCCGUAUUCCAAAUCCCUGCCCCAGCGCCUCUUCUGCGUCCUCAUGAGGGAAGACUUCCGGCUAGCCGGAGCGUUCUCAUCCGACACCUCGUUCUUCUGAGGAGAACCGCUCGAGGAACCGGAGGUGAAUGGUUAAGGACGCGGUGGAUCUGAUUUAACACGUGGGAAUCUUGAGGUCUCGCUGGCUGAAGUUCCCGGACAGGGCCUCCUCUAAGAACUAAUAAAGAAACAAAGUUAUCAUGGGGUUAAAACCGAUUCGGAUGUUUUAUUUUUGGGGCGUCUUGUUUCUAGAUCAGGUCCUUUGGGUAACUUCGCCCUCGAAUUCUGUUCUGUUCAAUCACUUAUGAAGCUGUCCAGUUGGGUCGCCAAACACCUCGGUAAUAGUAGCCUGUCAAGUUUCCCCCACAUAUUCACAGGACGCACUUACUUAAAUUAUGUUUAUGGAAAAGAUAUUCAGGUGGUAAUGUGGGGUAAAUAUUUCUCUUUUUUUUUUUUUUAUUAGUUAAAAAAUUUAAAUCUACAUGGGCAUGCCUUGUGCAAACUGAAAUAAGAAAAGUUUAGCAUUAUACCUGGGAUUAAACAUGAGGAUUGUGUGUACUCAGAAAAAGAAAUGUACAUUUAUGUAAAUCAGUGUUCCCAGAAAUAACAUGGAUAUUAUGGAGUAACUAGAAGAAUAACACACAAUGUUAGAUUUUUGCUAACCGUCGCCUUGUAACACAUAAACAUUGAGCAGAUAUAUGAUCACUAUUUUUCCAAAAUGAUUCUAGGUGUUCGUGUCUCUCUCUCUCUCUCUCUCUCUCUCUCUCUGUGCUGUUUUACAGGACCAAGAACAUGCUACAGUGUGUGUGUGUGUGUGUGUAUCUCGUGACCCAGUACAGUCAUAGUAUCAGUUAUCUUUUAGAAAAAGUAGAUGAUAAAAUAAACCAGGUUUAAAGUGCAAUUAUACAGUAGAUUCCAUCUGGUUUUGUAGCUUUACGAAUUUCAGGAAGUUGUAACUGGUAUUGAUUGUCAAACUGCACAACAUUUUAUCAACUUAUCCUGCGCAAAGUCUGUUUAGAGAGAGAGUGAAACUGGCCAGAGCGUGUUCGUGUAAAGCCUAGCUGUCAGUCUUUCAUGUAAAUCAUCCUUAGUUUAUUGCUGUUCUCCAGAAUGAAAUAAAAUAUUGUAUAAUGUCCCAAAA